This is a messenger RNA of Microtus ochrogaster (prairie vole), 576 nucleotides long. RefSeq names its product G protein subunit gamma transducin 2 (gene Gngt2). Gene Ontology annotation, cellular component: heterotrimeric G-protein complex. The record is from RefSeq and is a predicted model, not a curated record. Bases 260 to 469 code for a protein of 69 amino acids. NCBI's taxonomy places the organism in Eukaryota, Metazoa, Chordata, Mammalia, Rodentia, Cricetidae. Gene Ontology annotation, biological process: G protein-coupled receptor signaling pathway. The transcript has 4 exons. Gene Ontology annotation, molecular function: G-protein beta-subunit binding.
AUGGAGAUAAGUCACACAGGGCUGGCGGCUGGGCUGGCAGUGCAGCAACAAUGGAAAACAGCCCAGGCAGCAGCAAGAAGUAUCAGGGUUAGACACCAGGAAGACAUGUCUAGAGUUCCUGGAGAACUGUGGGCAAGCCUUUGAAGGGCCAGAUUUUCAGCAGAUGAGGCACUAGGAGGUUCAAACACCAUCGCGUCUGGUCCUGGACUGGUGAUUUGGAGAGAGUGCUAACAGGGCACAGCUCUCCCUCUAGGGCAGGAUGGCCCAGGAUCUCAGUGAGAAAGAGCUGCUGAGGAUGGAGGUGGAGCAGCUGAAGAAGGAAGUGAAGAACCCUCGCGAUCCGAUUUCCAAGACUGGAAGGGAAAUUAAGGAUUAUGUUCAGGCCCAAGCAGGGGCUGACCCUCUUCUCCAAGGCGUCCCAGAAGACAAGAAUCCCUUCAAGGAGAGAGGCACUUGUGUGAUAAGCUGAUGGCCCAGAACAUCCGCCCCUUUCUUCCUGUCCCUCCUCAGCCAGGCCCUAGUGUGCUGGGAUACCCAGGCGACCAACGUUUACCUCCUCUUAGACAUAAAAUGAGU